Messenger RNA from Plasmodium fragile, 1623 nucleotides. RefSeq lists its product as uncharacterized. NCBI's taxonomy places the organism in Eukaryota, Apicomplexa, Aconoidasida, Haemosporida, Plasmodiidae. Bases 1 to 1623 code for a protein of 540 amino acids. The record is from RefSeq and is a predicted model, not a curated record. The transcript has a single exon.
AUGAUUAAAAACGCACAUGGAAAACAAAAUGGGAAGAACGCAGCUGGGUACCUUGUCCUCGUGUUAACGUACUUGCUUAUAUCAGCGCUGUUGUCAUUGUACUGCCUGGUCAAAAGGGUAAGGACGGAGCUGCAAAAGUGUCGACCGCAAAACUGGCAGCUGUCCCGAGUUAAAACACUUAUGAGCAACACGAUCAACAGAAUACUCACCUUAUGCACAUGGUCCGAUCUGAAGAAGCACUGCACCGGUGAAGACAUUCUCCAAAGAUUUGCCAACCUGUGUAAGCGACGAAGAUGGACCCCAUCCGAUCCAAAAGACGGAAAUAUCAAAACGCCAAAGCAUGUAUAUAUUGUUUUAAAAACGAGCGAUGUUAUUAUACUGAGGGGGGAGAACAAACUAGCGCCCUAUCUCGUAAACAUUGCUGUGUACCUGUAUGAACACAAAGUGGCAUAUGUGAGUAUCUACGUGUCUGAGUGCCUUUUGGACACUGUCUUUUUCAAUGACUUGGCUCGUGCAUUUCACAGUGGGGGGUUCUGCAUGAGUGCCUCCCCAGGGGGGGUGCGCGCUGUUGCCGAUAUGGGCAAUGACAUGGCUGACGCGCUCAACGGCGCUAACCAAGUCACCGUUGCGAAGCGCGGCCCCUCGCAAACGUCCCGCACGCUCUACCUGAGGUUCGUGAACAAAUCGAACGCACACAACAAGCUCAUCGAGGCAGCGGAAGGGAGCAACAUCACCUCAGAAGGGGAGGUAGUAACGGAUGCACUGCGCAAACCCGUGUGCAAUAAAAGUAUGGAAGGCUUAAUAAAGAAAAUUAUCGACUUUGACAAAAAAAUGUUAUUCGAAAAAAAGGGGAAAACAUUCCAGAGGGUAUGCUACAUUGUGUUUCUUCUCUUCACCGAAGUGAAACACAUAAGUGUGACCAAGUUAAAACGAGUCCUGCGUUCCUUAUGCAGGAAGGUGGAGUGGACCGUGACGCAAAUUAUAAAACGUAUCACUUGUUUUGUUACACAGUUGGGGGUGUUAUACAGUCCAGUGGGUACAAGCGAAAGCAACUUUUGGGCAAACAUUCCGACACAGAAAAUGAGAACAGAAUUUGCAAAUAUUAAUUGUACCAUGGAAAAGGUGGACAGGGCUGAUUUGCCUGGAAGCGAAAAGGAACCUGAAGGAGAUUCAAAAAGCACACUUGCACUUUUGAAUGAGUUUCUUAAAAACUCUCUUGUGAAGGACCAGCAAUCAAUAGACAGCAUAAAGAAGUUAAUAGGGAAGAGCAUCCCUCUGUAUGUUCAACCCAUAUGCAAGGACAUUUUCGAAGCUUCUUUUAACGACCCCCAAGUGGACGUAGUUCUGUCCUUACGAAUAGGCCUGAGUGAUUAUGUUUCUUAUACGCUUACAUGCUAUCAGAAUGGAAAGUCUAUACAACAAGAAAAUUUCGUGCAUUUUUUAAAGGACUAUUUUAGUUCCCUUUUUUUUUUGUAUAAUAUUAUUCACCCUUUUAACAAGGACGGGAUUCAGCCUUGGGUUUUGUCUAACGCGGAGGUUUAUGAGUUUUUUGAUUACAGCGUGGCGUCUGUCAGGCAGGCGCUGGCUUACUACGGCAGUUCCCUCCAAAGGCAUGGCUACUGA